UCCUGGGCGCGGCGGGGUCCUCCGCGCGCGGCGCGGCGCGGAGAAGUGACGUCACGCGACGGCAUGGCGGGCAGCGGGCGUCGGCCCGAGCACCGUGGGCCGCCCGAGCUGUUCUACGAUGAGGCCGAGGCGCGGAAGUACACGCAGAACUCCCGGGUGGUGGAGAUCCAGUCGCAGAUGUCGGAGCGGGCUGUGGAGCUGCUGGGACUGCCCGAGGACCGGCCGUGCCUUCUCCUGGACGUGGGCUGUGGCUCCGGGCUGAGUGGGGAUUACAUCUCCGACGAGGGUCACUACUGGAUUGGUAUGGACAUCAGCCCUGCUAUGCUGGAUGUAGCUGUGGAGAGGGAGGUGGAAGGAGACCUUCUCCUUGCAGAUGUAGGUUACGGCAUUCCCUUCAGGCCCGGCAUGUUUGAUGGCUGCAUCAGUAUUUCCGCAGUCCAGUGGCUUUGUAAUGCUGAUAAGAAAUCACACAGUCCUCCAAAACGCCUUUAUCGAUUCUUCUCAACUCUUUAUACUGCCUUGGCCCAAGGAUCCCGAGCUGUCCUGCAGCUGUACCCCGAGAACUCAGAGCAGCUGGAGCUCAUCACAGCCCAAGCCAUGAGAGCUGGCUUUACUGGCGGAAUGGUGGUAGAUUACCCCAACAGCGCCAAAGCCAAGAAGUUCUUCCUUUGUCUCUUUGUUGGGACAUCUGGCACAUUACCGAAGGGCCUUGGUACUGAGUGCGCUGAUGAAGAGAUACACCAGGCAAAGUUCACCAAUGAGAGGACACGGUUCAGAAAUGCCAAGGGUAAGUCUGUGAAGAAAAGCAAGGACUGGAUCCUUGAGAAGAAGGAGCGUAGACGACGACAGGGCAAGGAAGUGCGAGCUGACACAAAAUACACAGGUCGAAAGCGCCGCCCUCGCUUCUGAUUUGCUCUGGACUCUGCUGGCUUGGAAAGAUGGUGUGUUGGUCUCUUCAGUGAGCCUCCUGUGGAUGGCACAGAUGGGCACUCCAGGCCUGGGACUUGCUGGGACAGGUCAUUGUGGCUCUUGCAGGUGUAAACUGGCUCAGGUGCUGCCCAACAGCCAACUGCAAAGCUUCCAGCCCUGUUUUUUGGGUGAAGGUAGAGUGGCAGUGCUCCUGGCCACUUGGUGACUGCAAUGCCAUUGCUUAUCUUCCUGAGAGUGAAGUGAGCCACCUGGAGCUCCAGGUGAGCCAGAACAUUAUAUCCAGCCUCCUCACUAAACACUCAACGAGUCAGAA
Molecule: messenger RNA, 1243 nt
Organism: Phalacrocorax carbo (great cormorant)
Lineage: Eukaryota; Metazoa; Chordata; Aves; Suliformes; Phalacrocoracidae
Source: RefSeq, a predicted model, not a curated record